AUGACGUCAUUAAUCGGUGGGAACAGCAUACUGCAUAUAGCGAAUCGACUAGGCGGUAUAAAAAAAGAAGUGCCAAACGAAGGAUUAGAUUCGGAAAGUGCACCUUCACCAACGCCACCUGUAGUUCGACAACCCACUCCUCUCUCAGCUACCACCGCCACAUUUUCGGAAGUACCGGCUAAUACUGCCGGUAGUCCCGCACCGCCACCGGCUAACGACGAAUCUGCAAUGAUUAUGUCGCUUUUCAAAGAGAAGGAUACGUUCACCGCUUCACCGUCAACCUCAGAAUCAGCAGCUUGUGGUGAUUCUUCCGGACUUAUCACUACACAUAUCGACAUCAAUUCUGCCAUAUCACAAAUGCAACAGCAUAUAGCAGCAGUUCAACAGCAGCACAAUAUCCAGAAUAAUGACGUAAAAGUGGCUGAUCUAUUGCCAGGAUAUUCUCCCUGGAUGAGGAAUGCGGGCCGAAAGAAAUCACAUCCUGUCUGGGAAUUUUUCAAAGAUCUCAAAGAUACUAAUGGCGUAGGCGGUGUGGUGUGCUUGCACUGCUCGUGGCAAGGAGAUGACCGUAGUCCGAACAAUCUGCGUACUCAUCUAAAAAAGUUCCACUCGUCCGACGGUGUAUUCGCGAGAUUGUCUAUGCCCGCACAUUUCUCUGUUGAUCAACAAAUGGACGCUUCUCCUUCAACAUCAUCGAUGGCCGACGAUAUCAUCGCUGCCGAUGUAUUGUCGUCUCUUCUCAAUCCAUCUGAAUCGCCCACUGAUGGGAAGAAGAAAAGCCAAAAAGGCACGAAGACGUGUAAAAAGUCAUCAGAGAUUUGGGAUCAUUACCGUCUACUUAAUGAAAACCAAAAUGUGGAAUGUGUAUACUGUUGGAAAGUACUGAAACGAGGCGACAGUAGCACAAAAAGUAUGUGGGGGCAUAUGACCGCUUUUCACCAGGAUGUUUUGGACGAUAAACAGAGUAGAAAGAAACUCCGCGUGAUGGCUGUUGAGCCGUUGGAAAGAAAAAAGUACUCCACCACGGAUGGUGAGACACCUACACAACCAUAUGUCAAGAGAGCGCGCGCAGGUGGAAGCAGCCAGGCAGCUCCUCCAACAGACAGCGUCGCCCUCGCUUUCCAGCAGUUACAAUCAGCCAGUCAGUUGAGUAACCCUUUCAACUUUUUGGAAAACCUACCAAAGUCCAGUGAAGUCAUCAACAUAUCCGCUGGUUAUCCAGUUGAAGAAGAAGAGCAAGAGAAUGCACAUGAGGAAAUCCAGGCCGGAUCUUCUGGAGGAUCAUUGGCUGGUGACACCGCAUCGCCCCUCCGUGAAGAUGCAGCGACAAGUGGUGGAAGCCCAUCGGUGACAUCAACGAAUCAGUUGAGCGCUUUUAUGAAUAUGGCCACCAACCCGCUGAUGUGGAAUGCGAUGUUAGUGAACUCCUCCACCCACGGCUCUGCCUUUUCACUAAAUGAUGGACAAUGCGUAUCGAUGCUAAUGAAAAUGGCUCUUGAUCUUGAUCUCACUUUGUCGUACCAUAAGCGGAGGGGCGACAUAGAACUUUGCUUUGAGAGCAACCGAACAGCUGAGAAGAGCGGAGGCCGAGGCAAGGUUCUCUGUCUAUCAGACAUGGGCAGAGAGAUAAGGGUGAUUGAAAGAGUGAAUGGUACUCCAACUGAUACAGAGAUGUGGACAAAAACAGAUUUCAACCAGUUCCAUUGGGCGAUUCGUGGCAAAUGUCAGAAAGUGCUGGUAAAAGGCUAG
Messenger RNA from Necator americanus (New World hookworm), 1749 nucleotides. RefSeq lists its product as uncharacterized. The record is from RefSeq and is a predicted model, not a curated record. The transcript is spliced from 12 exons. Lineage: Eukaryota; Metazoa; Nematoda; Chromadorea; Rhabditida; Ancylostomatidae. Bases 1 to 1749 code for a protein of 582 amino acids. Gene Ontology annotation, molecular function: DNA binding.